GAGGGCGCUAACAUCGCGGGAAGUGAGGCAGGAGAAACGGCUAAUGUUUUGAAACGAACGAACAACCUGCCGUUAGCUAGCGCAGGGGCAGGAGGGUUGACGUGCCGACGCUAGCGCGAGACCUGUCAAGUUACAGCUCAGUUCUGAGGAGAGCUGCCUGAACCCAGCCACCACAGUCCUGCCAGCUAGCCUGUCAACCCCCUCUGCGACCAAGUAGCCCCGGGUAUUUCCCCCCCAAUGGUUGUGACUGGAAGCCGUCGUCCCACGGAGGCUUGAACGAAGGCAUAACUUUAGCUGCAGCGACAGGAGCACCGAGUGAGCUCCUCUGCAUCAUCUGACUGAGCGAAAGAGAAACAGACACUGAGAGAGGACCAUGCUCCGAACAUGAUCAGCGCCGAUGGCUCCUCAAAAUGCGAGGCGACUCUGCGAGACAGAAGCCGGCGGAGGCCACCUGCAGAGAUGCUCCAUCUGCUCUCAGCCGUCAUCGUUUGGCUGGUGACCGGCACCACCAUCUCCAGCCUCAACAAAUGGAUCUUUGCCGUCUACAACUUCAGGUACCCCCUGCUGCUGUCGGCGCUGCACAUGCUGACGGCCAUAGUGGUGGACUACGGGCUGAUCAAACUGCGGCUGAUUCGACACAGAGGCGCCGCCGAGCGGGAUCUGACCCCGGGCGCAAAGUGUAAAGUGUUCCUGUUGAGUCUGACUUUCUGUGCCAGCAUCGCCUUCGGAAACAUCGGUCUGACCUAUGUCCAGCUGUCGUUUGCACAAAUGAUCUACACCACCACCCCGCUCUUUACCCUGGCCAUCUCCUCCCUGAUUCUGGGCAAGCAGCACCACAUCCUCAAAUACACGGCCAUGAUGCCCAUCUGCCUGGGAGCGUCCUUCAGCAUCAUGGGCGAAGUGCAGUUCGAUCAGACCGGCUGCUUCUUCGUGUUAGCGGCGACCAUGUUGAGGGGUGUCAAGUCCAUUCAGCAGAGCAUUUUACUUCAGGAGGAGAAGAUCAACUCCGUGUUCCUGCUCUACCUGAUGUCCAUUCCCAGCUUCUGCAUCCUGGCCGUGGCCGCUCUGGCCCUGGAGAACUGGGCCCUGCUGGAGUCGCCGCUGCACUACGACCGCCGCCUGUGGCUCUUCAUCCUGCUCAGCUGCCUGGGCUCCGUCAUGUACAACCUGGCCAGCUGCUGCGUCAUCACGCUCACCUCGGCCGUCACCCUGCACAUCCUGGGCAACCUGAACGUGGUGGGCAACCUGCUGCUGUCCCAGCUGCUGUUCGGCAGCGAGCUGUCCGCGCUCAGCUGCGCCGGAGCCGUGCUCACCCUGUCCGGCAUGCUCCUCUACCAGAACUCGGAGUUCAUCGUCGGCUACAUGGACGCGCGCAAGGCUAAGCCCGGAGGCACCGACGUGGACUUUCACUCUGAGAACGGAGAGGGUUUGGUCACAGAGGAGGGGUUUGAGCCAGCGAACCAUCUGCAGAGAGUGGACGGUAAAGAGAAGGACAAAACGGACUGAGCAAUAAGUAUAAAGUAAAAAAAAUAUACUGGAUUCACUGUAAUUUGUAUGAUUUAAGUGCUUACUGUCACUGAUGGAGUGGUAGAGCAUUUUUUUUCCCCCUCCUUAUUCCAACUCAUACGUGCUCUUGUCACAAAAUCAGAGUUUCUGCAGUUAAAAAAAAAAACUCAUGGAAGCUUUUAAAAUAAUUUCCUCAUCUGUAAAGCACUCCUAUCCAGCCUAUAGCCCUAUAUGCAUGCACGAGCACACUGAACUGUUGGAUACCUCUGAAGUUACUGACUCUGUCUCUCACUCUAACUCCACUGUGAAAAACGUGUUCAGCUCCAGAGGGGCUCCGCUCGGCGUUCUCGGGGACCCUCAGUCUUCUGCGGUGAUAUUCAGAGUUGCGGCGGACUCUGGAAGCCCUUUGCACCUGAAUCAGAGUAAGCUGAGUUAGUAUUUGGAAGCUAUAUUUGAUCGUACUGUUCCCCGACUCCUUACCUGGUUCCAUCGCGGACGGGGACGGAGGUUUUAUGGCAGCUUUUUUCGUUGUUGCGCGAAGCAGGAGUCAGACGCCUCUUUACUGAAGCACAUCAUCAACAAGAGGCCUGUUUAUUAUUAUUUUUUUCUCCACUAUGAACCUUUCUGUGACUCCUCUCUUGAAGGCCUACAUUGUGUUCUCCAGAAGUCUCUGUUGGGUCGAUCCAAUUACUUCUCUCUCUUCCAGCAGCACGUCGUCUUCCUUGAUAAUUAGUGUCACGAGUUCUCUAAGGAGUCUCGCUCAACUUUAGCUUUUUCUUUCCCCCCUGUGGAAAAAGGUAAAGAAAAGGAAGCUUAGCGUUUCUUUUUAGCUCUAAUCUUCUCACUGACACUUUGAGUGUUCCACAACAUUUUUGAUGGAUUUUAUGAGAAAAUAUUGACUUUACUUUAAGAGCCUUAGCAAAGACUGGCUGUAAACGCUGCAGACUUGUGUCGGAGCGCUGCACACAGUUAAUGUUAAUAAGCACUCGUCUCUUUUAAGGCUCUCGUUUUUUUGUGAAAAACACCCAGACUGCAUGCUGCUGCUCCUAAAAGUACCCUGAAUAAUAACCCACCCUCCUUUCAGCAUGUUUGGUAUGCCAAAUAUUUACCUUUUAUGUUGUUUUACAAGUUGUGUCACUGACUCCUCGUUGUUGUUGCUCGGAGUUUGAAAUCUUACAAAAAAGCUCCACGUGCUUAUAUAUAAAAGUUUUCUCAUCACAAUUUCAUCUUGUUUUGCCUAAAAAAAAAAAGACAUUUUAUAUUGCCAGGGUGCCAUUUACAAAUAUAUGUAACACACUAAAAUAAUGAGGGUAAAUAAAUGUAGGAAGGUUGUUUCUUAGAACCAUAUUUUUAAAAUGUAUAGUUUAAAAGUGUCUAAGCUGGGUUUUCGUUUGUUACUUCUUUAUUUAUUUCAAUUAUACAGACGUGUCGAUUCUGUUCAUGUAACGCACACAUUUCCACUGUUUUCGUGUUGAAUACCUCAGCUGUUUUUUAGGACAUGCAGAACUCAAUGCUCAUUCAAUAAUAUUCAAAACUAUCACUUAGGGCUGGGCGAUAAAUCGAUCUAAUCGAUUAAUUUGAACUUACAGUUUAUUAAGAUUUAAUUUUUGGAAAAUCAGGAUUUUAAUUUGCAAAUGCACUCACUGGGCUUCCCUGAAGACAACAGCGUGCAAUGCUGAAUAUAUGUUUUGGUAAAUAUAUUCUCAAAAUAUUGUAAAGAGGAAACUUUCUUUUUUAC
Molecule: messenger RNA, 3244 nt
Organism: Fundulus heteroclitus (mummichog)
Lineage: Eukaryota; Metazoa; Chordata; Actinopteri; Cyprinodontiformes; Fundulidae
Gene: slc35e4
Product: solute carrier family 35 member E4
Exons: 3
Coding region: 385-1506 (373 amino acids)
Cellular component (GO): Golgi apparatus
Molecular function (GO): antiporter activity
Source: RefSeq, a predicted model, not a curated record